CCCCACUUUUCCCCCAUUCGAAGAUCAUGUGCCAAUGCCACGUAUUUCUAACCUAACCAUCCUAAGGGCCUACCAGCAGAAUCCACUCCUUCCGUUAUUACUCCGAGAAUGUCGAUCGCAUGACUCUGCAAAGAAUGAACUUCGCUGGCUCCAGGAGAGGGCUAGUCGCUCGAUUUCGUCCAAACAGGUUGCGCGGUCUACGCUUGCCCCCUUGGGAUGGAGAAGGCUCCUUAGAUCAAUGUGCCAUGCUCGAUCGAAAGGAAUGCCCCUACAGUAUAUCCUAGGCGAUCAGCCCUUCGGCGAGCUCGACAUUCUGUGUGAAAAGGAUGUGCUGAUUCCAAGAGCAGAAACGGAGGCAUUCACUAUACAAGCUGUCAAAUUGAUCUUGAACAGCAUUCAGAGGCAUGGGCGUCGUGAAAUUGGUCAACAUCAACGUUCUUUCCGUAUAGUUGAUCUCUGUACAGGUAGUGGCUGCAUAGCGCUACUCUUGCAUGCGCUCCUUGCCCCUCAUAUUGAUCAGCUUUCAAUACUCGGGGUUGAUCUUAGCCCUGUAGCUAUUGCACUAGCCAACAAGAACCUUGCACACAAUGUUCAACAAGGUCUGCUUUCUAAUCGUGCUGCAAAUGAGGUUUCUUUCCAGCGCGGUAACGUUCUCCCCCAUGACAGUAGUGGACUCCCUUCGGCAAGGGAAGUGCUGUGCAAUUACCAAGGGCUUCCCUCUGAUAUGGAGCCAGAAUGUGACGUGCUCAUCUCAAACCCGCCAUAUAUAUCUCCUGAAUCAUUUCGAAACGGUACUACCUCACGUAGUGUCCGGGUUUUUGAACCAAAGCUUGCAUUGGUUCCUCCGCCCAAAGCCUCUAUUAUCGGACCAGGGCUUGACAGACAGGAGGACCUUUUCUACUAUCACAUUAUUUUGCUAUCGUUUCAGGUUCGUACGAAGCUUUUGGUGCUUGAGUGCGGCGACCGCUCACAAGCUACGCGGGUAGCUGCUAUUGUCAAAACAUUGUCCAGCGGCUAUCGGCUGAAUGCCCUGUCCAUCGAGGUCUGGUCUAGUUCUGGCACAUUUAUUAGUGACGAAACACCCCCCGAGUAUGGGCCCUGUGCAGUUGUUGUGACAGCCAUUCAAUGAAUGAUUAUAUUGGUGCUAUAUAUCUAAGUAAAUAUAAUUUUUUUAAAAUCUAUAUAUAUAAUUGUCUAUAUUUUAUAUUUCUGUUGUAUUUUUUAUUUAGUAUUUAUUCUUUUAUUUAUGCUUUAUAUUUAUUUUUUUACUUUAUAUUUUAUACGUUUUUGUUUUUAUUUUUUACUCUAUACUUUCUUUAUAUUGCUUUUUUACUUAUAUUUAUAGUCAUUUUUUAGUUAACUUUUAUUAUAUUGUCA
Messenger RNA from Aspergillus pseudotamarii, 1377 nucleotides. Its product is annotated as N5-glutamine methyltransferase family protein. Gene Ontology annotation, cellular component: mitochondrion. Gene Ontology annotation, molecular function: N-methyltransferase activity; DNA binding. The coding region runs from base 35 to 1129 and encodes 364 amino acids. Lineage: Eukaryota; Fungi; Ascomycota; Eurotiomycetes; Eurotiales; Aspergillaceae. The record is from RefSeq and is a predicted model, not a curated record. The transcript is spliced from 3 exons.